UUCACCUUUUUUGCAGCGCCAAGGGCCUGACGUCAUUGCGCCAGGAAGCACAGAGGCAUCGCCCUGUUGUAUAUCUAUUUUCUGCCGUUCUACGAAAAGCCGUAGCCCUGUCUGGGUCUGCAAUGAGAGAGUACAAGAUUGUGGUGUUGGGAAGUGGAGGCGUUGGUAAAAGCGCCCUGACUGUACAGUUUGUCCAGGGCAUCUUCGUGGAGAAAUAUGAUCCCACCAUCGAAGACAGUUACAGGAAGCAAGUGGAAGUGGACGGGCAACAGUGCAUGCUGGAAAUUUUGGAUACCGCUGGAACGGAGCAAUUUACAGCUAUGCGCGACCUGUACAUGAAGAAUGGACAAGGUUUUGUGCUUGUUUACUCCAUCACGGCCCAAUCAACCUUCAAUGACCUCCAGGACCUCAGGGAGCAGAUCCUCAGAGUCAAGGACAUGGAUGAUGUGCCAAUGAUUCUCGUCGGAAACAAGUGCGACUUGGAAGAUGAGCGGGUGGUCGGCAAGGACCAGGGAGCGAACUUGGCCCGCUCUUUCAACAACUGCGCCUUCCUCGAGAGUUCAGCCAAGGCCAAGAUCAAUGUCAACGAGAUCUUCUAUGACCUUGUACGGCAGAUCAACCGUAAGAACCCUGAGAAGAAGCCAAACACCAAAAAGAAGUCCAAGUGUGUACUAUUGUAGAAAAGCAUGCUGCAACCGACCUCCUCCAGCACCAAGGCUGACAGAUGUCCCAACUCCUGGUUGCAACGUGCCCGCGAUAUGAGGCCUUCGGACAACGGGCAGCGAGGAAUCGAGGCAUCCGCAACUCUUGAAGCUCGCCAAGCCCCCGUCUGCACGCACUCACUCAAUUGCAAAAUCUUUGUUGUCAUUUUUUUUUAAAUCCCCCGCGCAGUCGUACUUUGUAAAGACCUAUCUGCCGUCACACCACACACACUGGCUGGCCCAUAACCGAAUGGGGCUGCAAGAACUGUUCUUCUCUUUUAUCACUUCUCCGAACCCCUACCCCAUUCUUGCAAGCACACCUUCUCUCGACACUCCUAGUGCCACCACCGCUACUCUGUGAACCUCGCGAAUUUCAUGGGCAUCUAAACCGAAGCUCUCUCCCCCAGGAAACGGGAAAAAAAUAUAUAUAUAUUGCCAAACUCUGCUCACAUUCACAUCAUUUCUCAGUGUCUGUACGUCUUUAUCUCUAAGGCCGGCGGCAUGCUCCGAAAGCCUACACGGCUUCGCUCUCCGUUGUCAGGUCUUCCGGUCAAACGUGCCUCUCUCGUCUCGUGCCGUAUCACGGUCUUACCUUUAAUUCUCGAGACCUGCCCCGCCCCCAUCCCACUGCAAUUCUCAAAACACCACAAAACAGUCUGUUGUAGAUGGUGGCACUCCUUCGAGACAAGCUUCCAUCGUUCCGUUUGCAAGUUGUCUUCCUCGGGAAGCCCUCUUGGUUUCUCCGCUGCCGGCUUCCGCGGAUUUUUUUGCGUUUUACUAGUGGCAGUGCACCCCUGCUGCUUCUCGUUCGUGCAGAGCCGAGAUUUUGUGUUGCGUCUGCGAAACGUGGCCUCAUUAUUAUGUGUAAUGCUUUUAGUAGUUUUUCCCUGCUCUAUAUUACAGGCUGUGAGGAGGAAGUGGCACGUUUAUUUUAGCUCAUAUUUUCACCGGGAAAAGACAGCAGUUGCGUUUCUUUCUUUUUUGUUCCCUCACCUCUCGAAUCCUGGCUGCAUUUCGAGCAUCGUGUUGCCCAACUGCUGGUACGUCAGUUGGCGGUGUAUAUAAUACGAGGAGCAAUCUUGGAAGCGAUCCACGGUAUAGUUUAUGGGAGAGAGGAGCACAUGGAGUGCACAUUGCCAUUGUUUUUUGUUUUUUUUAGUGGGAUUACUUUUUUUUUGGACUUGAUAGCAAUGAUGUCUUUUUCCUUCUAUUUAUUAAUUCAGUUCUUUCCCUACACUUUUUUGAUGUAUGUCAUAAAGGCACGCUUGGUCUUGCAUGUUUAUCGAAUGAGCCCACCCCCACCCCCUUUUUAUUUUCCCCAAGCCAGUUGUUUUUACAUUUUAGCUGCUUUUUUUUUCUUUUGAGAGUUCACGUCACGUGCGAAGAGUCUGUUAGGUGCAAUCCUGAAGAACGCUUAUUUUUUAACCUUGCAUGUCGAGCUGUGCGAGGUAACUUCUGGCAAACUUUUUUUUCUCUCUCUGGCGAAGUAAGAGAAAUUAACUGCAAAUGUCAAUUUGGAUUGUACUUAUGGUGCUACAGAUUUGAUUGUAGGAUUGAGAAAGAGCUCCAUACGUACGCAGGUAUAAAUAAACUUUUUAAUCAGU
Rhipicephalus sanguineus (brown dog tick) is the source of this 2305-nucleotide messenger RNA. It is a transcript of the gene Rap1, whose product is annotated as ras-related protein Rap-1b. Bases 123 to 680 code for a protein of 185 amino acids. The transcript has 8 exons. Gene Ontology annotation, biological process: negative regulation of synaptic vesicle exocytosis; cellular response to cAMP; Rap protein signal transduction. The record is from RefSeq and is a predicted model, not a curated record. Lineage: Eukaryota; Metazoa; Arthropoda; Arachnida; Ixodida; Ixodidae. Gene Ontology annotation, cellular component: plasma membrane. Gene Ontology annotation, molecular function: GTP binding; GDP binding; GTPase activity.